AUGUCGUACAAUGUGUGGGAUAUACCGUCAGCUAACAAUGGGUACAAAGUCCAGCAGCACACAAUGCGCGGAGGACAAGCGAUACGACUGACCAAACAAGCAAAUUCUCGGACGUCCGCAGGGGAAGACCCGUGCAUGUCGAACGACACCGGCGGGUGCGAGAGAUGGUGCCGGCAUAAGGGCACCAAGUUCGGUUCCUGCACCGGUGGGGCUUGCAGCUGUUCGAACGUCCCUUCGAUCGCGCGCACAGGAGAAUCGGACGACCCCUGUCGGCGGAAAGACCAGAUGGAGUGCAGCGUCAGGUGCCUUAAGGUGGACUACGUGUCCGGUCACUGUUUGGGCCGCGUCUGCCACUGCAUGAAGCACGACAGCCUUUAUCCGGGCCCAACACUCUCAGAGCUCGGCACGCGGCAAGUGGCCGGUGCGCCGACUAAGAGAGAAGCAACCCCCGAGAGGCUACCCUCGAAUGAUCAGACGGAUAGAGGGGCGCCCAAGAGGAGCCCGGUUGUUGAGCAGGUGAGCGACACGAGCAAGAAGAGAGGCCAUGACACGUCGUAUCUGACGUCUUUGCUAUUCUAUUCGGAGAGGAACUGA
Ixodes scapularis (black-legged tick) is the source of this 594-nucleotide messenger RNA. RefSeq lists its product as uncharacterized. Lineage: Eukaryota; Metazoa; Arthropoda; Arachnida; Ixodida; Ixodidae. The coding region runs from base 1 to 594 and encodes 197 amino acids. The record is from RefSeq and is a predicted model, not a curated record. The transcript has 4 exons.